Messenger RNA from Notechis scutatus (mainland tiger snake), 2827 nucleotides. The record is from RefSeq and is a predicted model, not a curated record. Lineage: Eukaryota; Metazoa; Chordata; Lepidosauria; Squamata; Elapidae.
GAGUCACUAUUUUUUGUGGGGGGGGUGCUGUUGUGACUUUGAACGGUCCCUAAAUGAAUGGUUGUAAGUGGAGGACUACCUGUACUAGAAAAAUAAACUGAAGUGACCAUCCCUGGGCAUCUGGAAAAAUAGCAGAAAUAACUCUCCUUGUUAAUGGUCCUUUCUCCUUAUCAUCUCUUUUUCGCCCCAAUAGAAGAGCGAGUGGUUCCCAUAGAAGUUUGCCGUUCCAAGCUGUCCAAAUAUUUACAGGGAGUCGUUUUCCGCUGUGACAAGUGCACCUUCACCUGUUCCAGCGAUGAGAGUCUACAGCAACACAUAGAGAAGCACAAUGAGCUGAGACCUUACAAAUGCCAACUCUGCUACUACGAGACCAAGCACACGGAUGAGCUCGAUGCUCACCUUCGCGAUGAACAUAAGGUGAGUCGCAAUUUUGAGCUGGUUGGACGGGUUAACUUAGAUCAGUUGGAGCAAAUGAAAGGAAAAGAGGAGAGCUCCAGCAGUGAUGAGGAAGAAAAGGAUGAGGAGAUGAGCCCCGAGACAGAAGAGAGAGGGGACAUGAGGUUUUCAGAAAACGGUCCUCCUGAAAAACGCUUCCCCUGUGAAUUUUGCGGGCGAACAUUUGCUGAAGGUUCCGAAUGGGAGCGGCAUGUACUGAGACAUGGCAUGGCAAUGAAUGAAACCAACCGGGUCAUCAGUGACGAAAGCCAGGCCAAAGAGAACGCGGAAGAGACGGUUAAGGUACCCUUGGCAGAAGAAAUGGAAAGCAGCCUGAAGAGACUGGGGGACUUUCCCCACCAGAACGAAGCUGCCAUCUGUGUCACUGCUGCUGCUGCUGCUACUGCUGCUGCUGCUGAUAAUAAAUCACUCCCAGAGAUGGCAGAGGUCAAAAGUGAAUGAGCACCUGGUGUGAUUUCCGACAACCUACUUGAACAGUGAUGAAUGGGGAGGGGGCGGGCAGGGGGACAAGGAAGAAUCAAAGCUGCUUUUAGGACUGAAUGAUCUAUUUUCAAAGCACUGGUACCUGUGUGGGUGUGUGUGGGUGUGUGCGGGCGUGCGUGGGCGUGUGUCUGUAUAUAGAUUAAAUUUAUUUAAUUGAGGACGGUGGGAUCCAUGGCUCCAUGACACCCGCACGACUCUUCUGGAUCUCGACAACGGGAAGUUAACACGGUCAUAACUUUGGACUUGCGAGAAUCGAAUUCCCAGAUGUGUCUUGCAUUAUUUUGCCUUUGUGCUCCACCGCUGGAGACUUCGGGAUCCUUUCGGCGAGAGAGGCGUCUCAAGGAUGGAAGAAUGCAGGGGACAAAAGUUCCGUGCCCAUCUUUGGGGCACUCUUUUUUUUUUCUUUUCUAGUUUUAAUAUACAUACUACGCUUUUCCAGAGUGACAAAAAAAAAAAAAAACCAAGAAAAAGAAAAGAAAGUUAAAGACUGCUUUGGCUUAAAACAGUCACCUGUUUCCUAGUACCUCAGAAUUAACCAAGGGAAAUUAAAAAUGAAAAAAAAAAAACACACAAAACAAAUCUCUGCAUUUGUGAGUACUACCUGUUGUCAUUGUGGUUAAAUAUAUAUAGAAAGACAGACUGCUGGGCAAGAUGGUGAAUGGAAGAAAAACCACAAAGUUUUAAAAGAAAGAGAAAAACACACAAAAAAACAAAAUUGUGCUCAAAAAUCCCUGUGGGGGGUUUAUUUCUUAAAAUACUGUGAUUUUUUUAAUUAUUUUAGUAAAAAAACAAAACAAAAAAGAGAGAAUUCCUAGAUACCUGUCUGUGACUUGUCAUCUUUUAUUCCAGGUAAGCUGUUUGUUAGCGUUCAGCUAUGAUUUUAGGGCGUUGGGUUGCUUGGUUGGUUGGGUUUUUUUUCUUUUUUAAGACUCAUGUGAUUGACUCUGUGCCGUUCUUGUUUGCCCCAUGUCUACGUUGGCUCAGCCUGAGGGAUUACAAUACAGCACAAUUAAUUUUUUUUCCAUGUAAAGUAAUGUCCCCACCACGCAUUUCUCCUUUGCUCUCUCAUCCAAUGAGAUAGGGCUGGGAAGGAGAAGUAGUUCUUGUGAAUAGAUGAUGAUGAUGAUUAUUAUUUAGUUUUAAACAUGUGGAGAUAUCAAAGAAGGUAACUUUUUUAAAGAAACUCAAAAACAAAAAAACCCUUUUAACUAAAGAACCAAACUUACAGCACAGCUAUGCAGAUUGUGGACCCACCCAAGAGUCCUCAGAAUCAUUCUGUUGCUCGUCCAAUUGAACAUUUUUCACUGGUUAUUAUUUUGGUUACUUAAGAAUGGUUGCCUUUUUUUUUUUUUUUUAGUGUGGUGUCUCGUUUUGGUACAAGGAGGGUCGGAGGGGGAGGGAAUCGAUAACCACAUAGUUCUAAAGUUCAGGUAACCCAGUUUUGCAAUAUUAGGAGCCUAGAGAUCUACAUUUUAUGGACUUCAAGGAGGGAGAAAAAUCAUUGCGCCACCUCGCAUUCUUCACAUGAGGGGGAACAGCAGAGCCUAAACAGGAAUAGAAGUUGUGUUUUUGAGUUCCUUUUUCCAUGUAAAAAUGUUGGGAUAUCUUGCAUGAACCUGAAGCAGAAGGUCCAGGCCCAGGGAAGAAUGGUCUGAUAAAUGGGGUUACUUUCCAAAAGUAGAAAGUACUUGAGUGAAAUCUAGUUUUAGAAAUGCAUGUGUCUCUUUGGGUUGCUUUUCUUUUCUUUUUCCUUUUUUCUCCCUUUUUUCUUUUCCUUUUUAUUAUUAUUAUUUUUUUUACCUUUGAGGGAAGGGGAAGGGAUGAAGCUGCCGAGAAGCCAAUAUCCACACAAAAAUUCUCAAAUGGAUGGUGUAAAAGAGGUGAAAAG